Tarenaya hassleriana is the source of this 701-nucleotide messenger RNA. RefSeq names its product zinc finger protein ZAT12-like. The transcript has a single exon. NCBI's taxonomy places the organism in Eukaryota, Viridiplantae, Streptophyta, Magnoliopsida, Brassicales, Cleomaceae. The record is from RefSeq and is a predicted model, not a curated record. Bases 19 to 525 code for a protein of 168 amino acids. Gene Ontology annotation, biological process: response to stress; response to chitin.
CUUCCUCAUCAUAAACCGAUGGAAAGAGGGAGAGAGAUGGAGAUGAUAAGCAACAUGGCGAGUUGCUUGAUCCUUCUGUCGAACUCCACGUCGAACCAAAACGACAUCGGAAAACGCGUUUUCACAUGCAAGACGUGCAGCAAGGUGUUCCCGUCGUUUCAAGCCUUGGGGGGCCACCGUGCGAGUCAUCGGAGAUCGGCGGUAGUCGACGGAGAAGCACCGCCGUGGCCGAGGCGUCUCAAGCAGGCGAAGCACGACUGCCCCAUCUGCGGCGCCGAGUUCGCCGUGGGCCAAGCUUUGGGGGGUCACAUGAGGAAGCAUAAAGGAGGAGCUCACGCCGCCGACGCCGGUGGAGGCGGAGUUGGCCAGAGAUCAUGCGAGGAGGCGGAGGUGUUGCGUGCAUCGCCGGUGACGAUGAAGAAAUCUGGCGGCGGAAGUGGGAAAAGGGUUUUGUGUUUGGAUUUGAAUCUUACGCCGUUGGAGAACGAAGAUUUGAAGCUGGAGCUUGGGAGGAUGGCCUUAUAGUUUUUAUAUUUUUUUUUACAUGUACGUUUAUUUUUGUGAUUAUUAAUUAGCUCGUUUAGUUGAUUUUUUUUUAUGGUCUUGGACUACUACUUAUGUACAGAACAUUGCACACCACAAGUGAAUCUAUCCGAUGUAGAUACAGAAACAAUAUUUUAAUUUUUGGUCACUAUCUUUAA